Fusarium sp. VM40 is the source of this 1281-nucleotide messenger RNA. The record is from the annotation of a GenBank genome assembly. NCBI's taxonomy places the organism in Eukaryota, Fungi, Ascomycota, Sordariomycetes, Hypocreales, Nectriaceae.
AUGAUCUCUGCAAUGCGUACUUUGGUCAACUUGGACAAGACGGCAGCCAACGGUCCCUCAACGCUGCCAUCGAAGGAAACCGUGCGUGAAGCAAUCGCCGAUUAUGUUCUGACACUUCAGCCAAAACUCAGAAACCUCAACACUUUUAUACAUGAGAACCCGGAGUUGGCCUACAAGGAGCACAAGGCCCAUGAUUCUAUCUGUGAUCUCUUGGGGUACCUUGGCUAUGAAGUGAAGAGACAUGCUUACAGCAUAGAAACAUCAUUCGAAGUCAUUCAUGGGAAGGGCGGAAGGAUUGUCAAUUUUAACGCCGAGUACGAUGCACUCCCAGGGCUGGGGCAUGCCUGUGGCCAUAACCUCAUUGCGACAGCCAGCGUGACUGGAUUCCUUGCUCUCGCACACGUACUGGAGAAGUUUGGGAUUAACGGACGUGUCCAGCUCCUUGGUACACCAGCCGAGGAGGAUGGGGGCGGGAAGAUUGCUCUUCUCAAUGCUGGUGCGUAUGAGAAAGUGGACGUUUCGCUCAUGAUGCAUCCAAUGUCAGAUCAUGAGUACAUAGAGAGAGGCUUCUUGGGCACUGCAGGAUUCUCGAAUGUCGCGUCUUACAGCUUGGAAGGUAUCUAUCACGGUGUCAGCGCGCAUGCUGGAGCCACACCGUGGGAGGGCAUCAACGCUCUCGACGCUCUGGUAUCGGCCUAUCUCAAUGUGUCUAUGCUGAGGCAGCAGAUAUUGCCUUCGGAAAGAAUUCAUGGCGCCAUCGUUGAAGCACCCAAACCCUCGUCAAACGCGAUACCAGCGCUCACAAAAACAGAGUACACGGCCAGAAGCCCUACAAUUCGAGGUGCGAAAGACCUUGCCGGUAGGAUCCGUCAGUGCUUGGAGGCUGGCGCGCUCGCCACGGGUUGCAAGCUGGAAGUAGAGGAUAAGCCUGGGUACGCGGAUCUGCGCAUCAACGACGCGUUGUGCAGCUCAUUUCAGCAACAUAUAGCUGCCAACGGUAUCAAAGUAAUGAAGUCCGAUGGGCCCGUUGCUGCGGCUACAGACCAAGGCAAUGUUUCUUAUGCUGUUCCAGCUCUUCACGCUGUUAUCGGAAUCCCUGCAGAUGAUGGAUCUAAGAACCAUACGGCUGGAUUCACGAAGGCUGCAGGAACUGCUGUCGCGUAUGAGAGGACGAUACUGUCUGGAAAGGCGAUGGCUAUGACGGGAUGGGAUGUGUUAACUAACGACGAGUUCUUUGAUGAAGUGAGGGGGUACUUUGAGAGAGAUCAGAAGAAGCGAUAA